AUGGUUUACUUGUAGUUUUUGAGUGCUAUAAUUGCAAUUUAAAUGCUUGUCUUGAAUGUGCUGUUACUGAAACAGGAUUAGCCUGUAUACUAUGCUUAGAUAAUUUUACAGCAAAGAAUGGAUAAUGUUAAUUAAAAGUGGUUCAAAGCAAUUAUGAACAAUAAUUAUCAUUUUUCAUUAAAAAUAAGUGCUUAGCUCCUUAUUAUAUAACAUCAACUAAAGGAUGCAAACUAUGUCCAAUUAAGAAUUGUAGAUAUUGUUUUGAGUACAAGAAGAAUGAUUUAAACAAAUGUACAUUGUAUGAUAAUUUUGAAACUUUUUAAGAGGAUGAGUUUCUUUCUGUAGGAUGUUCACUAUGCGAAGAUAAUUUUAUAUUUGAUUUUACUGUUGGAUUAUGUCUUCAUCAAAAACCAAAUUUACAAUUUUGCUUGAGAUCUUUUAUCAAUUUAGAUGGGACAGAGAUUUGCACACUAUCUUCUGUUGAUGAUUUUAGGGUUGCAUCAGAAAUUAUUAACUGUGAGAAAUUAAUAAUUAAUUGUUUGUAAUGUGUAUUAAUAUCAUCACUAUAAAUUAAAUGUGUAAUUUGUGCAUAAGGUUAUACAAGUUCAGUAACAACUGGUUAAUGCUACACAACUCCAUAUAAUAAUUCAAAAAUAAGUAUUGAAGGAGAUGGAUUAUAAAUGAAUGGUUGGAUCUAAUUAAUAUAAAGUUUUCUUAUGAGUUUUUUGCCGAAUUCAUAUCACUAUCCAACGCCAUAUUCCUAUUUAAUAACACCUCUUCCUAUAGUUUGUAUGGAUGGAUAUCAAAUUAGUUAAUAUAAUACUUGUGAGAGUUAUUGUUCAUCAGACUGUUUAGAUUGCGAAGGAACUAAUGAUAUAAAUUUUAAAUUUCAAUGCAAAAAAUGCUCUUUAGAUUAUUAUCGCUUACCUUUAAGAUCUAAAUAUUAAAAUCAAUGUUUAAAAUGUUCACCUCUAUGUGCAAUUUGUCAACCUAGAGAUAUAUCAGAGAUAAAUGUAAUAUAUUUCUUAAUUUCUAUAGCAAUUAAAUAAGCAUUUUAUUAUCACUGAUUCUAACCUUUUAUAUACUUAUAAAUGUUUAUAUCCAGCNGAACAUUGCUAAUUUUCAUAAUUAUAAAACGAAUAAGCUCUUUAUAACAAUUACAUUACAAAUUUAAAUAGGUAGUAAAGAUUUUGUUAGAAAAAUGAAAUUUUUUAUGGUUUACUUGUAGUUUUUGAGUGCUAUAAUUGCAAUUUAAAUGCUUGUCUUGAAUGUGCUGUUACUGAAACAGGAUUAGCCUGUAUACUAUGCUUAGAUAAUUUUACAGCAAAGAAUGGAUAAUGUUAAUUAAAAGUGGUUCAAAGCAAUUAUGAACAAUAAUUAUCAUUUUUCAUUAAAAAUAAGUGCUUAGCUCCUUAUUAUAUAACAUCAACUAAAGGAUGCAAACUAUGUCCAAUUAAGAAUUGUAGAUAUUGUUUUGAGUACAAGAAGAAUGAUUUAAACAAAUGUACAUUGUAUGAUAAUUUUGAAACUUUUUAAGAGGAUGAGUUUCUUUCUGUAGGAUGUUCACUAUGCGAAGAUAAUUUUAUAUUUGAUUUUACUGUUGGAUUAUGUCUUCAUCAAAAACCAAAUUUACAAUUUUGCUUGAGAUCUUUUAUCAAUUUAGAUGGGACAGAGAUUUGCACACUAUCUUCUGUUGAUGAUUUUAGGGUUGCAUCAGAAAUUAUUAACUGUGAGAAAUUAAUAAUUAAUUGUUUGUAAUGUGUAUUAAUAUCAUCACUAUAAAUUAAAUGUGUAAUUUGUGCAUAAGGUUAUACAAGUUCAGUAACAACUGGUUAAUGCUACACAACUCCAUAUAAUAAUUCAAAAAUAAGUAUUGAAGGAGAUGGAUUAUAAAUGAAUGGUUGGAUCUAAUUAAUAUAAAGUUUUCUUAUGAGUUUUUUGCCGAAUUCAUAUCACUAUCCAACGCCAUAUUCCUAUUUAAUAACACCUCUUCCUAUAGUUUGUAUGGAUGGAUAUCAAAUUAGUUAAUAUAAUACUUGUGAGAGUUAUUGUUCAUCAGACUGUUUAGAUUGCGAAGGAACUAAUGAUAUAAAUUUUAAAUUUCAAUGCAAAAAAUGCUCUUUAGAUUAUUAUCGCUUACCUUUAAGAUCUAAAUAUUAAAAUCAAUGUUUAAAAUGUUCACCUCUAUGUGCAAUUUGUCAACCUAGAGAUAUAUCAGAGAUAAAUGUAAUAUAUUUCUUAAUUUCUAUAGCAAUUAAAUAAGCAUUUUAUUAUCACUGAUUCUAACCUUUUAUAUACUUAUAAAUGUUUAUAUCCAGCACCGGAUCCAAAUAUAAUCAUUAGACAACCAUAAUUGACUCCCUAAUAUUGUUUUUCUUAAAAUUGUACAGAAUUCUUUCAGUAUGAAGUAUGAUAUUCAAUAUUUUUAGUUUGAAAUUAAUUAUAAGACUGUUUAAGAACACUUAACAACAGUAUUACCAUAAUUCUUUUAUGAAAAUGAUAUAAACACAGAUUAUUUAAACCAAAUUGGAAUUAGAAUAAUGAGAAUCAUGUUUCUAUAUUUAUUGCCUUUAGAUGAAUAAUAAAAUAUACAAGAUUAUGAAAUGAUUAAAAUAGAGAGCAAAUUAAAACAGAAAAUAUUUUCAUUAUCAUAAGUUAGAUUUAAUAUCAGAAAAGCAGAUAUAUUAAAUAAUAUAUUUAAUUUUUCUUUAAUAAUAAAUGGUUUUGAUGUAAUUGAGAUUCAAAAUAUGAUAUUUUCAAUUAAUAAAAAUUUCUACUUUAAAUUUGAAAAUGAUGAAUCGAUAAAUUUAAAUAUUGAAGACACUUAUUUUUUAGGAUCUUAAGAUAAUUAAUAAAUAAUAUCAUUUCUUACAUUUGCAAAAGAUUUUAAUAAUUUGAGAUUAAUAAAUCUGAACUUUAAUAAUCUUUGGAUAAAUGAUUCUAUUAUUUGGGAAGUUUCUUUUAGUUAAUUAGGAGGCAAGAUAGAAAUAUCUAACAUACAUUUCAUAAAUUGUACAUUUAUAAAUUCAUCAAUAUUUCAUUUUUUUGGAAACAUAAGUGAAAUUCAAAUAAAAGAUAUAACUUUUUUUUAAUGUACAUUUUUAAGGUCCUCUGCUUUUAAUUUCUUAGUUGAAUAUUAAACCAAUUUUAACCUUUAGAUUCUUUAACUUAAUGUUCAAGAAUGUAUAUUUACAUAGUCGAAUCUAAUUAAUAAUUAUUAAACACAACUGCUUUAUAUGAAAGAAAUAUCAAUUAUCUAAAGUAAUUUUACUAUUUCUAAUAUCAUUAUUUCCAACUCUUAAUUUAUAAUGAUUGAAUCAUAUUUCAAAUUUAAUCUAUUGUCUAAUUCAUUUUUAUUUAAAGCAUAAUAAAUUACAUAAGAAAAUGAAUUAGAAAUAAUAUUUCUCAGCAAUUAAUUUAUUAAUAAUUAAUUUAAAAAUUCAUCAAUAGCAGAUAUAUCUUCUUAUAUCUAAAGUAACUCUUUUUCAAUUUAUUUUAAUAAUACUUAUUUGAUAAAAAAUAUUAAUACUAAUUAUUCAAAGUUAGAGAGUUUUUUAUUUAAUAUUCAUAGUCAAAGUCUUAGAAUAUUUGAUUUAAAAAUUAUUGAUUGUUUUAAUUUGCAACUUUUUAAUUUAUAUUACAUCAAUAAAAUAUUUUUUGAUGACAUUUAACUAAUUAAUUCGAUUCAGAUUAAUAAAAUACCAUUAAAUAUAGAGUGUAUGAAUUCUUAAUAACUUAAUAAAAUGUUUUUAAAAAUUUAAAGAUUUUAAUUAUUGAAUUUAAUGAAUAUUUUUGUUCAAAACUACUUUUUUGUUGAUCAAACUUUAAUUUAUAUAACAUCAGAAACUUAAAAUUUUUAAGAUUUUUAAGAAUAGCUCUAUUUCUAUAAUUUGACAUUCACACAAAAUGUAUUGCUUAAAAGUAAUGCUGGAAAUAUUUAUACAUUUUUAACAAUAUCUUCAAAACAUAAACAAAACAUUACGAUACAUGAUAUCAAUUUUACUGAAAACAUAUUUCACUAAUACACUAAUGAUUUGUCCUAAUCAUCAAGUGGUUUAACUGUUAUUGAUUCAUAUUUGAGUAAAGUGGAAAUUUUAAAUUUCUAUUGUUUUUAGAACAUUUUAAUAAACACUUCAAACUCUUUUUAAUUUAUUAAUUCAAAUGUUACAUUAAUAGAUAACUUUAUUGUCUCAAAUCUUAAUAUUUUAUCUAAUUAUCUACUAGAAAAAUAUUAUAACAUUUAAUUUUAGUAUUAAAUAAAAGAACAAUUUAUAAAAUUAGCUAGUCAUUAAUUUCUAACAUUAUUAAAUAAAGUUGGAGUGCUUAAAUUAACAACUUCUAUGUUUAUAUUAAAUAAUGGCAAAUUUGAUAAUAUAUUAUCUUAAGAUUGUGCCUUAUUUGAAAUUACUACCAAAGAUUAAGGCAUUAUAUCCAUAUAAAAUAUCAUUUUAUCUAAUAUUGAAGCGGAUGUAAGAUAAGAUUUAGGAAUUCAUGGCUGUAUAACUAUAUUAGCUUAAAAUAGUCUUUUAAAAUAUUAAUUAUUAAAUGCUAGUUUUAUUAAUGUGUUCAAUAAAUUUGGUUCAUCAAUUUUUACUAUUUUCCCUUCAAAUAAAUAUAAUAAGAUUUAAUUAAAAAACAUACUUUUCUAUAAUUGCUUAUCAUUUUUGAACUAGAUAAUUAAACUUGAAUUUGAUAAGUUGAAAAAAGAGUAAAACUUUGUUUCACUACAUAAUAUAACAAUAAUUUAGAGUAUUAAUGCAUGGAUAGACUUCUUUUCAAAUAUUGGGCCAUUGAGUUAUUAAGAGGUGAGUAAACUUUCAAGUGACAAUGCAAUUAUUUAUUUAGUUAAUUGCCAUAUAACAAUUUUCAAAUUUUAAAUUGAAGGAUCAAUAAUUUCUUCAGUUUUUAAAAUUUUAGAUUGCUAUAAUGUUCGAUUCUAAUAAUUUAAUUUUUACAAUGUCUCCAUACUUUUUCCUUUUGAUUUAAUAUAUAUUGGAUAAGUUAUUUCAGAAUAUAUAACUGUAGCAUUAUCAUAAAUCAAUAUUCAAUCUAUUUCUUUUUCUUAAAAUAUAAAAGAUAUAGAACUAAAAAAAACAUUAUUGUUCAUUAAAAAUAGCAAUUUAUAUUGUAAUCCAAUAUUUUCAGUAGAGAUUUAAUAUUAGAUUUUUAAUUUAUAAAAUAUAAUCGAAUAAAUAAUUGAAAACAAUAUACCUGUAGAUUCUUUAAUUAGUUUCUUUAGUUUUACAAAUUAUUCAAAAUUUGAAUUAUAAACUAUUACCAUAUCAAAUAAUGAUUGUUUAAAUUGUGAACAUGGAAUAAUAAAUUUUAAUAUUAGAAAUUUUAAAUAAAUAAAAAUAACUAACCUACUAUGUUAUUCAAAUAAAAUUACAAAUAAAGGUUGUAUGAUUUUACGUUCAAAUUCUACUUAAUCAAAUUUAGCAAUUAUCAAGAAUUCUUAAUUUAUUAAUAAUUUUGGUAGUUAAGGAUCAGGAAUUAUUUCAUAUAAUAUAAAUUUGAUAAUAUCAAAAUGUAUUUUUCUAAACAAUUAUGCUUCUUCAUUAGGAGGAGCAAUUUAUUUUGAGUCAAGUAAAAAUUAAUUAAAAUUGAUUGAAACUACAAUCAUGGAAAAUUCAGCCUAAGUUGCAGGUGGAAUCUAUUUUUAUGGAGAUAAUAAUUUAAAUGAAAAGAAUUUUAUUAAGUCUAUUUUAUUAUUAAAUAAAGCCUAUGAAUAUAGCAAUAAUUUAGUUGAAGUACCAAAUCAUUUAGGAUUGUCACUUAACAAUAAAGAAAUGAAUUUUUAUUAAACUAAAGAAAUAGAAUUGAUUACGAAUUAUCUUUUACUAAAUGAAUACAUAACAAUUUAAUAAGGUAAAAAAUUGAAAACUAAAUAUUUAUUGAUACCAAGCAAUUAAAAAAUUGGAAAUUAUUGUCUGUACAAUCCAUUAAAAUUAGAUUGCUAUGAAUAAAUUAAUGAAAUUUCUAUUUCUCUUAGGAAUUAGAUGAAUGAAUUAUUAACUAAUGUUAGUGAUUCAAUUUGUGAAAUAAGCUAAACAAUUUUAUCCAAAGAUGGGUUAAUAAUAAAAGAAUAAUAAUUUUUAUCAAAAUUGUCUUUUGAUAAUCAAAAAAAAAUUAUUAUUUUAAAAAUUAAUCAAACUUGUAAUGUAACAUAUGUCCAAAAGAAUUUAUUAAUUUAAUACCCUUUAUAUUUGUUUCUUUAUGGUAAAAGAAUUCUGUAUAAUUUAUCUAGGUCUCUAUUAUCGAUUUUAUUAUCAGUAAGAAGCAUUGAAAGAACAAAUUAAUUAUAUUCCUCAUUGA
Messenger RNA from Paramecium pentaurelia, 6315 nucleotides. NCBI's taxonomy places the organism in Eukaryota, Ciliophora, Oligohymenophorea, Peniculida, Parameciidae. The record is from the annotation of a GenBank genome assembly.